Messenger RNA from Mytilus californianus (California mussel), 8771 nucleotides. Its product is annotated as protein phosphatase 1B-like. Bases 349 to 1536 code for a protein of 395 amino acids. The record is from RefSeq and is a predicted model, not a curated record. Gene Ontology annotation, biological process: negative regulation of stress-activated MAPK cascade; protein dephosphorylation. Gene Ontology annotation, molecular function: manganese ion binding; magnesium ion binding; protein serine/threonine phosphatase activity. Lineage: Eukaryota; Metazoa; Mollusca; Bivalvia; Mytilida; Mytilidae. Gene Ontology annotation, cellular component: cytosol; nucleus. The transcript is spliced from 7 exons.
AAUUACGCAUGCCCAUUAGUGGUAGAAGCCAUGUUGACCUUUGGUUGUUAGUGGUCUCUUGAGAAAGCAAACGGUUUGGCACGAGAAUUCGUUAUGAUUUGUGCCAAAUCAUCCUUAGUUUCACAAAAAUAACGACAAGCAAAUGUAAAGUUACCUAUAAAUGCACUCUCACACUUCACUGACACUUGAGAAAAGUGCAAGUAGAAAACUGGUUACAUUUGGUUUGGCGUCCCAUUUUGGUAUGCUACGGAACCGCUGUUGGUGUUUUACAUUGAAUGUUUCGUGACAAAUAGAAAUUCCUGAAAAGAAUCGGUUUAUGAGAAAUUAUAGGUGAGAUCAGCAUUAACAAUGGGAGCCUUUCUUGACAAACCAAAAACUGAGAAGCAUAAUGAAGGUGGAGUUGGAAAUGGGCUUCGAUUUGGUCUCAGCAGUAUGCAGGGAUGGAGGGUGGAAAUGGAAGAUGCCCACACAGCAGUCAUUGGAUUGCCAAAUGGAUUAAAAGAUUGGUCAUUUUUUGCCGUCUUUGAUGGCCAUGCUGGUGCUCGUGUUUCAGCACAUUGUGCCGAACAAUUACUUGAUCAUAUCAUAACUAAUGAAGAUUUUAGAGGUAAAAUUGAAAUGAAAGAAGGAACUGAAAUUCAGCCGUCUUUUGAGGAUGUAAUUAAAGGUGUGAAAACAGGUUUUCUGAAAUUAGAUGAAAAGAUGAGGUCAAUGCCAGAAAUGGCAAGUGGCGAGGAUAAGAGUGGUUCCACGGCAGUUUGUACAAUUGUAUCGCCAAGUCAUGUUUUCUUUGGAAAUUGUGGGGACUCUAGGGCUGUACUGUCACGCGCAGGUAAAUGUGUAUUUUCAACACAGGAUCAUAAACCUGUGAAUCCCACUGAAAAAGAAAGAAUUCAAAAAGCCGGAGGUAGUGUAAUGAUUCAGAGAGUCAACGGUUCGCUUGCCGUAUCAAGAGCUCUCGGGGAUUUUGAAUAUAAAAAUGUACAAGGUAUGGGACCUUGCGAACAACUGGUAUCACCGGAACCAGAAAUAUUUAUUGAAGAUAGAAACCAACAAGAGGAUGAAUUCAUAGUGCUAGCCUGUGAUGGGAUAUGGGAUGUUAUGUCUAAUGAUGAACUCUGUGACUUUGUCAGAAGUAGAAUGCGACUGACCAAUAGUCUUGAGCUGAUUUGCAAUCAAGUAGUGGAUACUUGCUUAUAUAAGGGCAGCAGGGAUAACAUGAGUAUUGUGAUAGUUGCUUUCACAGGAUCGCCUAAAGUUUCUGAUGAAGCUAUGAAAAAGGAACAGGAAUUAGAUGAAAGAAUAGAGGCAAAAAUUAAAGAAAUUUUAGCUGAUGUUGAUGUGCGGGACGUAGAUUUACCAUAUGUAAUGCAUACAAUAAGUGAAGAUAUUGAUGGUCUUCCACCUGGAGGUGGAUUAAGUUCAAAAAAAAAUACAGUUGAAAGUAUACUUAAUCGACUGCGACCAAAGAAAACAGCAGAACAAGAAACUAGCACUGAUGAACCCUUCUAUAAACAGUUAUUGAGAAAAUACUGAGUUUACCCUUUGUAACUAGGAAGAAGACGGUACAGCAACAGUAGAAGAUGAUUGGCGAUAGUUUUGUCUGGCAGAAUUUUAUAUAAACACAAAACUGUUAGAUUCCAAAUCAAUAAAGAGCAGAUUUAUGGCUCAAAUAUGUGGCAGAAAAUGGCCACCGAGCAUCUGUUCAGUUGUUUUGUUAAAUCUAUAAUUAUAUAUAUAUAUUCUAUGAUGUUAUAUUUGCUUUUUGAAAUGAAAUAUUCCUAUGAGUGGGACAGUACAGCCUCUGUUUACAGAAAACAGUUGUUAUCAAUCAAAGGGAUUAGAUUGGACGAUUUUUGUUAUUCCUUGUGAAUGGCAGUAUCAAAAUAUUUGUAGAAAAGUUUUCAUUAUAGAUCAGUCAGUUAGCUCUCGAAAGGUUAUUUCUUUUCCCUCGUAAUAAAUUUUCACGAAAUUGCAUUAUGUAUGAGUAAUGAAUACUGAAUAUGCCACAUCUUUUUUAUCUUAAAUUCUUUAGGGUUAACCAACAUGUACAGAAAAAAUGUAACAUCUAUUGUUUUACAAAGUUGCUUAAAACAUUAAAAAGAACACUUUUUCUACCAAGGGUGAAAAUAUGAACUCUCCAUUUGGAUUCCAACAUGAUAUUUUUCCUAUAGAAUGAGUUUUUAGGGUUGGAGGUACAUAAGUCAGUUGCCCACCUUUCUAUCACUUUAGAAAAUCUCUCACUUAAAUUUCUUUGUAAUGGACUUUAAAUUUCAUAUUCUUUAUAUAAAAAAGAAUAAAAAAAAUUAGUAAAUAUUCCAUGUAAAUUUACUACUACAUAUAUACUUGAGAGUUUAAGAUAAUUACAAAGUCAAUUUCCUAGUAUUUUGACAUGUUUAAAUUUAUACAGAUGUAUCUAUCCCCUAAUAAAUGACAUGAGAAAGUUUUGACAUUGCUUUAUUUUGUUUUAGUUCUUUGGAUUUUAAGAAAAGGAAAAAUGAUUGUGAAAGUUUUUUUAAUUUUUAGCAGAAUAAGAAAGGAAUUACUGAUAUUAUUGAAAGAAAGUUUUGUGUUCAAUAAUCAUUAAAAUCUAAAUUUCAACUUGCAACAAAUAAAGAGGCUUUUAAAUUAAAAAAAAAAAUACCGAUGCAUAAAAUGCUUACUUAAGUUGUACAUUUUGUAUGCAAGGGUCAUCUGUAUUACUUUUAUAUGUCAAAAUCCACCUACACGAACUUUUAAAUUGUGUUAAAGCGCUUUUAUUAAGUGAGUGCUUCAAGUCCUUCAGGUAGUGACUAAAGAAUUAAAAAUCAAUUUGAUGUGGCGUCAUUCCAAUUCAGGUUACUUUAUUUAAACUUUUACAAAAUAAAUUAAGAUAAUUUACAAUUUUGUGACCUUACUACAUUUAUUUUAGUGCUAAGUUAGUUUCAUAUAAAUACACAUUAAUAACCAGAAAUAAUACUGUGAUGAAAUAAUUGACCUCAGUUAACAUGUUCACAUUGUAUGUGUGAACACGCUUGUUCUUUUAUUUGUUGUCUACAUUUUUAUGAUUUAUAAUAUUGUGUAGUGUUUGAUUUUUUGCAAUGCUUCAUUUUCUUUUGCGAUGUUAUGAAUGAAAAAAACAAAUUUUUCACAACAGUAUAAUGGAGAGUGUUCAUAUAAACAUAAUGUUUUAACAGCAUUGAAUGAAAUUUAAACAUUUCAACACACAUUGCAUCUACUGUUUUAUAUCAAAUAUAUUAAAUAUAUUUUGUGAAAUCUAUUUGCUCAAUGUGAAAGAAAAAAUAAUUAUUUGUUUAAUUCAAUUGGAAAGUUUUUCUCAAAUACUAAUUAGAAAACAAUGACAUGAUAUUUACUUCACAAACUGUUCCGUAACCCGAAGUUUUGCACUAUACUAUUUACCAUGAAAUCAAUUUUUAAAUAUCAGAAAAAGACUUUAUAUCAUUAGAAUUCCAGGGUAAGAAAGUUUUAUGAUAAAAAAAAACGAAUAGGGCACAUCUAUUUAAAAUACAAAGAAAAAGCAAAUUAUUUUUCAACUUUGAACAGAUAUUUGGGAUUAGAUUUAAAUAUUUGUACAAUAUUAUUUGUAGGGACUGAAUGAAGCUAUCAAAAUUUUACAAGUCAUUUCUACUAAUUUAUUGGAUAGGUCAAUACUAUUUAUACUUAUUUUGAACCUUCGGUAAAUAUAUUUAUAGAAUGAUAUUGGUCCAGCAAGAUCCAAUAUGCUUUAACUUUGUAUUAAUAUUUGUUUCAUGAUAUAUAUUGAAAUAAUAGACUCACAGCUUUGAAAGAUUUUAAGACAUGCCUAUGCUCAGUGAAUACCACUUAUUUAUUUGAGAUAUGUAGAUAUAGCAUUAAAUGCUUGGUCUGUUUAAAAUUGAUUGACAUCACAUUGGUGAUGCUGCAAUAGAUGUCCCUUUUUAAGGGUCGAAAAAUUAGUAUGCUAAAUACAAAUUUGAUAUAGUAAACAGUAUAGGCUGUCUAUUGGCAUGGACCUUUAGAUGUUUAUUGUCAGAAUAAUCUUCCAGUUAAUAUCCAUAUUAUUAAUCAUUCAGAUUGUUACAUAAAUUAAAAUUGAUUGACACGUUGAGAAUUUAACCAAUUAAGCAGACAAACAGAAAAGGCUAUUUUUUGUAUUUAAUUUUUUGUAGUUUUGAUUCUUUAAUUCGUAAAUAAUUACUAUGUAGAUAUGUUACUAAGCUUUGUGGUAUAACCUAUUAUUGGCAGAUCAGUUGACAAGCAGAUACUGUAUGAGUCUGCAUAAUGUAUGUAUGUUAUAAUUCAUUACCACCUCUUGUCCUUUCAAAUAUUUGAUCAUUUUCUGCAUGAAUGGAAACUUUGUCAUAUCAUAUACAGUAUUACAGUUUAUGUUAGACUGAUUUAUCUGAUAUGAAGGUAACGGAAGCAAAAUAUUUUCCAAAUGGUUAUAGAAAUAUGACAAUGCUAAAUAUUGUAUUCUUUUUGUUUUAAUUCAUUACUUAGAAAUGUUUAAAAAUUGUUACUUCAAUAUUAGAUACUAUUUGUUUUGUAUUUUACGAUUUUUGUUUCGUCCUUUUUCUAGUCUUGUAUCAUUUUCAUGCUCAUCUACAACCACAUAAACAGAUUUAAGGAAAGAGAUGAAACUUUGAUAAGAAAUCCAACAGAGUGACAAUAAGCAGAAUUUUCAGUGCUAUUUUAAGAUACUUAGAUUUCAUAGUUGAAAGUUUAUAUAUAUCAUUAAGGUCAUUAGUGCAGAUAAGUCUUGAAAUAAGUUUCUCUAACAUCCACUGUAUGUAACUCCUUAUAUUUUGAUGCAUUCCAAACAAGUGAUCAUUAUCUUACUGAAAAUUAAAACAUUUGGAAUCUGAACUGUUCAAACGCCAUUAUGAAAAUUGUCAUCAAAAUGAACUCCAGCUUUAAAUUGGGCGUACAAAACUCUUACAGCGACAUGGCAUACAUGAAGGUGUUUCCGUUCGAGCAUGAUCAAAGUUGUUUUUGAACAACAAAAGCAAAAAAGAUAAUGUUACAAUUGAGGACUUUCAAAUCAAAAUAAUAUGGUAUUUUAUAAUUUGCUUUAAAACAGAUUGGACAAAAUUUGGUGCAACAUUUCAAAACAGAGGGAUGUUUGUUUUUUAAGUGACCUUCAAGUACAUUCAUGUCAUGAGAGGUUAAAUGAGAAUUUAUAACAAAAAGUAGACAUAGAUUUAGGAGUUUGUAAAAAAAAUUAUAUUGCAUACAUGUUAUAUAAAAUUAUGUUUCGGUAGCUGAUUAUAAUUUAGUUUUCUGUGUGUUCCUUUCUGCUGUGUUGAAUAUUGUCUGUUAAGUUCUAAUGAAGUACAGAUGUAGUUGAUAAUAUGUGUAAUUGUUGAUAGUUGUAUGAUUAAAAUUGUCACAUUUGGCUUUAUAUAACAUGGGAGAUUGUAAUACCAGUUAAUAGGGCAAUAUUUAAAGUCUAGCUCUUUCUGUUGAAUCAUUCACAGUGUUUUUUGACAGUGGCCAUCUUAGAAUUGACAGUACCACAAUAUGCCAUUUUUAAAAGACUUUUGUAGCCUCAAGAUAAAAGAAUUGGUAAAAGUGUUCUCAUAUAGGCUUGUUUUUUUUCUCAAAUUCAAGAAAAUCCUGUAGAUAUCAUUUAUUAUGUAAAGUUUUUUUUUAAGGGGCAUACACCCCUUAAAUCUAUGUUUGAUAGACAUUUGUUUGGCGCAAGAAAAUAUAGGUUUUAAAGAAAACUUGUACAAUAGAAAAUUUUUCCUAAAAGGGUACAAAUUAAGAAGUGAACUCUUCCUUUCUUUACUUGGAAACAUGCAUCUCCCUUUGUGUCUUUUGGUCUUAUCUACUGAUGUUCUUUUAAACUGUAAAAAGUUUUAAUAAAAUGAGCAGAAUAAUUAUUCACAUAUAGGACAGGGCUUUUUAAAAUUUUGUUAAUGUAAUAAUGAGCAUAAAUGUUUGCAGUCUCGAAUUACUGUUGGUUUUUUUUUGGUCUUUUUCUAGUAAAUUGAACUAAUUACAUAGUAUGUGCAUACCGUGGGUUCAUUUAUUAUCGUUAAUAUCAUUUUUUUUGUGAUUUGUAAAAUUGCUGAUGGUGGUUUUAUAAUUUAUGCUUCCCAAAGAGAUCUAAAACUAUGUAUUAAAUUGAGGCUUUGUUACAUUUGGGAAAUUCAUAUUCUCCAAAAAUCUAAAAAAAAUUGGUAGCCCACGGCACAGCACCACUAGGUCAGACUAGUUUUCCUCUCUAUUAUAUGAUAAAAAUGUGGUUGAAGGAUGCUUAUGAGUGUUCGGUCUAUGUCUGUGGUUGGAUUAACAUCUGUAUUGGGAAAAAACAGAUUGGUUUUUUUUUUUUUCAAUUCCGUAUUGUGUGCUUUAGACCAGAAAUAGAUACCUCUCCCAUAAUUUACCCUUAAAAUACAUUUGUACCAAAGAGGAGAGGAAAAAUAGAAAAAUUUAUACACAAUGGGGUGUAAAGUAAAAUUUUCAACAUUAAUUUAUAGUGUUUGUCAACAGUACUAAUCCAGAUGUGUGUGAUGACAUUGAUUAAUUGAACUAUCUGCCUCAAAAGAAUACCUGUUAUAUAAUUGUUGUUAUACAGCUAGCUAGGUAUUAACUGUUUGGCCACGUCAAGUUAAUAUGUAGAUUUUCAUUCGGGGGUCAUUAGUUUGAGAGAAUUUUUUGACAUUUCAGGGAGAGAAAAAAAAUCUUGAUAUAAAGACGUUUGAAAAGGAAGUGAAAUUGAGUAAACAUAUCAUAGUAAAUUUAUGGUGAAAGUUAAAUGUUCAACAAAUUGGAAAAAAUUAUUUGAUUUUUGUUUUAUUGUGCAAUCAAAUACCAUGAAGAUUUGUCAACCAAAAUGGCUGCAUAUCAGGAGAAUUGAAAACCACUGAAAUGUGAUCUACAAAAUAAUUUGAAGUGACCAUAAUUGUUUAUUUAUAAUGUUUGCUAUGUCACUAUUCAUUUUUUCCUCUCACAAAAUUAUCAUUUUACACCUUGUUGCAUAGCUUUUUAUAUUUGACAAAAUACAUUAUUUUGUAUUCAUUUGUACUCAUGAAAAUUGGCAAUGUCGGAGAAAUUUACUGUUUCAGUAUAACAUUUUAUACUGUCAUCACCCAUUUUACUAAACAGACUUAAGAUUUAAGUUGAUUUUGGGGUCUUUGUUCAAGCAAUGUCAGUCCCUUUUAAAAAGAAGACAACAACUUGGAAUUAAAAGCUGCAGGAUGAAAACAAUAAAUGUACAUUGUCAGAGAAUUAAAAUAUUUGUACUCGCUUAGAAAAGCAGGAGAAAAGCUGGGCGAGAUUGGUUUUCUGUUUUCGAAGCUAAAAACAAGUAUUUUUCAUCAAUGUACAUAUAUUGUAGUGGUUAUUGUUCAAAUCAUAUGAUUGAUAUACUGAACAUGGAAAAUUUGGGAUAUUAAUAAGAGUUGAACUUACUUUAAAAACUGAUUCAUUUUUUGUAGGAAGAAAUUUUAGUUUAUUGCUAUCUUUCAGUUUUAUUUUGAUGGUCAAACAGAACAUGAAUGGAUGGAUUCAGACGAGUUACAUUUCAAAAGUUUGACUGGGUUAGAACUUUAAUUGGGAAAACAACCUGUUGAAAUAUUCCAGUACAUAAAAUGUGAAAUUGAUGUUGCCAAGUUAUGUUCAAACUGUUUAACUGUAGGUAAUACAUGCAUGAAGAAAAGAGGAAUUGCCAAUUUCCACUGUAUUUGUUUCACACACAGGGUCAAAUCAAGUUGUUCAAACCUUAAUAGGAUUUUUAGACUUAACAUUUUUUUAAUUUCAUCAACUUUAGAUAUAUCCUUAAGAUUCAAAUGUUAUUAUUCAGCACUAGGCAUGGCUGUUGAAGACCAGUUUGAUACAAUAUUGGUUAUUGAGACAUUUUUGAAGGGCACCGAUAAAAAAUAGGCUUAAACUUGUAUCUGAAACACAAAGAGCUUUACUACCAAGUUCCGACAGAAUAUUGGUUAUGGUUAAGAUCUUGAAUGUUGUCCUUGAUAAUUUUCUGAAUAGAUACUCAGAGUUUGCCAAAAUUGCAGUUUUGACUUUUGAACCUUCAUUAGAUAUUUCCAUGUUGUCAAAUGUUCAGAUAUACAACAUAAUGUUGUUAUGAUAGAACCUCAGAGUUCAAUAAAGCUGUGAAUUUUAAUAAAUAUUGAAAAUGGUCCUAGUGUGAAAUAAAUUCAAUGGAAAUUGACCCCAUCUCUUUCUUUUGCCAGAAAGUAUAUAUAAUUACUUUAGACUAGUUAAGAUACAUUCUAAUCUGAUCUGUUGUUAUAAAGUUUUGUGUUUUAGUCAUAUAUAUGAUGUACGUGUGUAUGAGAACCUGGAUGGGUAUAUGAAAACACAGAAGGUUUCAGUAGAGGCUUUUAGCAAAAGGAAUUAGUUUUCUACAUGGAAACUUUAUAUGUUCAACUUCCAGGUGUUUUAAUUUUAUCUGAUUUCAACUUGAUUGUUUUGAAUAUGUCUUUGGUAAAAAAGUGUUUAUAGUACAUGCCUAAAUACAGUAGUCCAUUUAUCAAUUGAAUUCAAAUUUAACUGUAUAUUAAAGAAUUCCACUUGUUAUAGAUAACAUAUAAAUACAUGUUCUGAUAAGGGGUUCUUUUAUCCUCAACAAAACAAAAAGCUUGAACCCCAUUUUAAUUGAGAUUUUCAGGGGAAUAACAAAUUAGCAUUACUUACUGUAUAAUAUUGUCCUAACAGUGAUCAUGUCAUCCAGUGUUAUUAUGUAUUUAGAGUCACAUUGCCCCAGUAGGUGAUGGCACUAAAUCAUUGUUCUAUAUAAUUUGAAGAAUAAAAAUAAAUUUUGA